Elephantulus edwardii (Cape elephant shrew) is the source of this 1749-nucleotide messenger RNA. RefSeq names its product trehalase (brush-border membrane glycoprotein) (gene TREH). The record is from RefSeq and is a predicted model, not a curated record. Bases 1 to 1749 code for a protein of 582 amino acids. NCBI's taxonomy places the organism in Eukaryota, Metazoa, Chordata, Mammalia, Macroscelidea, Macroscelididae. Gene Ontology annotation, molecular function: alpha,alpha-trehalase activity. Gene Ontology annotation, biological process: trehalose catabolic process. The transcript has 15 exons.
AUGCAUGAGAAGACCUGGCCACUGAGCCUGCUGCUCCUGCUGGGCCUGGGGCUAAGAUCUCAGCAGGCGCUGCCCCCACCCUGUGAGAGCCAGAUUUACUGCCAUGGAGAUCUCCUGCAUGAAGUUCAGAUGGCCAAGCUCUUCCCAGAUGACAAGCAGUUUGUGGACAUGCCACUGUCCAUGGCUCCAGAUAAGGUCCUGCUUGACUUCAGUGAGCUGGCCAAGGCGAACAACAACAACAUCUCCCGACAACAGCUGCAGGAGUUUGUCAACAGUCACUUCCAGGCAGUGGGGCAGGAGCUAGAACCUUGGACCCCUGAGGACUGGAAGGACAGCCCCCGGUUCUUGCAGAAGAUCUCGGAUGCCAAGCUGCGGGCCUGGGCAAGAGAGCUGCACCAGCUCUGGAGGAAGUUGGGAAAGAAGAUGAAGCCAGAGGUUCUAAAUCAUCCUGACCAGUUCUCGCUGAUCUAUGCUGAACACCCCUUCAUCGUGCCUGGAGGGCGCUUUCUUGAAUUCUACUAUUGGGACUCCUACUGGGUAAUGGAGGGCCUGCUUCUCUCAGAAAUGCCGGAGACGGUGAAGGGCAUGCUGCAGAACUUCCUGAACCUGGUUACAACCUAUGGCCAUAUCCCCAAUGGCAAUCGUGUGUACUACCUACAGCGGAGCCAGCCCCCACUCCUGACCCUCAUGAUGGACCGCUACGUAACACACAACAGUGACAUGGCCUUCCUACGGGAGAACAUUAUGACUCUGGACUUGGAGUUGAGCUUUUGGGCUGAGAAGAGAAACAUCACUGUUAGCUCCGGGGGAACCAACUAUCACCUGAAUCGCUAUUAUGUUCCUUAUGGGGGACCCAGGCCGGAGUCCUACAGCAAAGAUGAAGAGUUGGCGGGCACCGUACUAGCAGACGACCGGGAAGCUCUGUGGGCUGAGCUGAAGGCUGGCGCUGAGUCCGGCUGGGACUUCUCUUCCCGCUGGCUCUCCGGGGGCCCAAACCUCGAUUUGCUCAGCACCAUCCGAACCAGCAGAAGGGUGCCUGUUGACCUCAACGCCUUCCUGUGCCAGGCAGAGGAGCUGAUGAGCAAAUUCUACACCAUACUGGGGGAUGAAGCUCAAGCCACAAAGUACAGAAAUUUGCGGGCACAGCGCAUGGCGGCCCUGAAGGCCAUUCUGUGGGAUGAAGAGAAAGGUGCCUGGUUCGACUACGACAUUGACAGUGGGAAGAAGAACCCAGAGUUUUACCCAUCCAACCUCACUCCUCUCUGGGCUGGUUGCUACUCUGACCCUGCAGAUGCCGACAAGGCCCUGAAAUACCUGGAGGACAACCAGAUCCUCACCUACAAGUAUGGAAUCCCAACUUCUCUUCGGAACACAGGCCAACAGUGGGACUAUCCCAAUGCCUGGGCCCCACUGCAGGACCUGGUCAUCAGAGGUCUGGCCAAGUCGCCUUCACCUCAGACCCAGGAAGCGGCUUUCCAGCUGGCCCAGAACUGGAUCCGAACCAACUUUGAUGUUUACUCCAGAAAGCUGGCCAUGUAUGAGAAGUAUGACAUCAGCACCGGUGGACAACCAGGAGGGGGAGGGGAGUACGAAGUUCAGGAGGGGUUUGGCUGGACUAACGGGAUGGCUCUCAUUCUCCUGGACCGCUAUAGUGACCGGCUAACCUCGGGGGCCCAGCCAGCUCUCCAGAAACCCCACUACCUGGCAGUCACCCUCCUGCUCAGCACCCUGCCCAACCUCUUGCCAUGA